AUGAUAGAAGAAGCAAAAGGAUUAAAUAUUAAUAAAGGAUUAAUGUGUUUAAUUGAUUUAAUUCAACACAAAGAAAAUUGGAUUCCUUCAGAAUGUAUCAAAUAUGGAAUGUAUCGUGAUUUUACAACAAAUCGAGUAGAAGGUUUCUUUGGACAUUUAAAAAAAAUAAUUAAUCAUAAUAAUCUUCCUUUAUAUUUAUUAACAGACAAUAUUUAUGCACUUGCAAAUACAAUGUUUAGUAAUAUAAUUAGGAUUGAUCUUCCUGAUGAAAUUAUAGAUAAAAAUGUUCCUCAUUUUAAUUUAUUGACUGAAUUUUCAAAGAAAGUCUUAAAAUCUCAAUACAACAUAUUAAAUAAUAAUGUAAUAUGUGAUGACACUCAUUAUUGUAUUAGUUGUCAAAUAAGAAAUGUUAAUCCUAAAGUAGCAUAG
Molecule: messenger RNA, 429 nt
Organism: Entamoeba histolytica HM-1:IMSS
Lineage: Eukaryota; Evosea; Mastigamoebida; Endamoebidae
Exons: 1
Coding region: 1-429 (142 amino acids)
Source: RefSeq, a predicted model, not a curated record